CCACUCCACAAACACUUUCAGAAGUGUGUCUUCCCCUCCUUCUCAGCCCAAUUUGUGAAAGGAGGGGGGGGGGGGUGUGGAGGAAAUAGAAAUUCACUCUUUCUCAGGUCUACUGGCCCUUUUUAAUAAGUGUUUAUUGCAGAGUAUUUACUUGGUUUUGAUUUGGUCAACAAAUUGUGCUAUGGAAGAGAAUUACAUAUUUGCUGCUAACAAGCUUCUUUAUAGUUUUCUUUGGUGAUGAAAUUCGUCUUAGUAAGGCAUUAAUUUUCCCUUCUUUUUGAUGUUGGCGAAGAAGAAGCCAAGGAAUAGGAUGAAUUUAUUAAUAUUCCCUCGAAAUGACUAUUUCCUCCAUCCUUAAACAGCUGCUAAAUUUGGCUUUUUCAAAGUCAAAAUUUAUAUCUAUUCUUCUCAUGCUUUGUUAGAUAUAUGGCUUUUCAAAAUCUUGUCAUGUCAUAUCUGAAACAUCCUAAAUCUGCUAGAAUUUCAAGAUGUUAGGAUUUGUUCAUGUCCAUGGACUAGUACUCUUUAUUGCACUAUUAAUUGUGUUGUUGGGCAAUCCAAACAGUGAUAUUGUUUGGAAAUGAGAUUCUGUACUUAUAUAUUCUUUCUGUAGGUCGUUUUGCGGACCAUUUUACGCAAGUUUACUUCUAUGUUGACAGAAUGGAUCAUAUGUUAUAAUAACAAACUACAUAAAUUAAAGGUAGCCUUCAGAUUGACAUUCCAUACGUGGUUAUUAAUGGAUGCGUAAAUCAACUAACUUGUUUAUUGAAGUUCAGUAGAUUCUUCAGGUGUUAGAUCUGUAAUUCCCAUCUUCCUGUAUCUAAGGACUUAUACAUGACUGCUGCCACAAGAUUGUGAGUGGAAUCUCUUCAAGUGGCUGUUGGUAGUAGUUGAUUUUAUGAUUCUUGCUUACUGUACAGUGUUUAUUUAUGUUACUUUUGUGGCAGUGGAAUCCUCAAACAUCAGUAUGUCAUGAAUGGACUUGGAAUAGUUGUAAAACAAAAAUGGGGAAUAUAUGUGUGUUACUUUACAGGUCCUUUAGUAGCUCAACUCUCCUUGAGUCAUAUUUGUAAUAUUUCGUGCAAGAAAGAUGAUAGAUGCCUUAACAGUUUGGCUCUUUUGUUUUGCCGGGAGAGGGUGGUUAUUAGUAGCUUCGUCAUCCAAGAGAGGCUAAGAAGGUUUGUCAAACCCAUAUUACCAUGUAUUUCAGAUUCCAAAAGAUAUUUAAUGAAUAACUUGGCAAACUUUAUUCUCAAUAUUUGGGUGUAUCCUGACUGUCCUUCAGUUGUAUUAUGUUGUAAUAUCUGUAAUUUAAUUCAAAUUCAACAUUUGAAUGACGACACGUGUUAAAGGCCUUUGUGGAGAUCGGAUUGGAACGUUAAUUUUCCAACGGUCUUGAUUUAAUGCAUACUUUGGAAAUAAAUCAUAUAUGAUCUGCCACCAAUUAUAUGUGCAUCUUUAAUUUUAUUAUUGUUAUUACUUAUUAAUCUGUCUAUAUAAUGGGCUAAGUUUUACAUACUCUCUUUUCAUUUCAUAGUUUUUGAAUCAGAUCGGCACUCCUGAUUCAAACAAGAAUUUGUGUACAGAUAUCAAGUAUUUUUUUUUAAGUUACUGUUGAUCAAGAGGCGACGGUCAAAUUCUGCAAAGCUGCAACUUAUUAUCAAUGGAUGUCCAACCGGAUUCAAAAUGCCCAAGAACUUCAGCUGACUUGGAUGAUAAUAGUGAGCCUGAUUACUUUGGUAGGCUUCACGACAAUCUUAUCAUAGAGAUUCUAGAUAAGCUUCCUAUGGAAGUAGCAAUGGAGACCUCCCUUUUAUUGAAAAGUUGGAAGGACCUAUGGAAGCAUAAGAGGAAUGUUGAAUUAGGUCAAAUGUGGGUUCAGAAUUGUGGUAAGUCUCUGUUCUCAUCAUUGUUGAAAAUUUUUAAUGCUCUUCAGGGUCAAAAUAUUCACUGUAUGAAAGUCUCUCUUCCGUAUGACUGCCAUGUGUCUAGCAUUGUACAGUCAUUGAUGACCUAUGCUAGUUUGAAAAAUUUCGAAGAGCUAUAUAUAGAUUUCAAUGAUAGGAAUGACAACAGAAUCAAGUGGAGGAGGCGGUACCCAUUGGUUGAUAUGCCUAAUUGGGUAUAUAGCCCUUGUUCGUCAUUGGUCAAAUUAAUUCUUAUAUCGCUACAACUAGGUACUCUUCCUCCUCUGCAUUUCAAGGCUCUAAGGGAACUUUACCUUGAGCAUGUCAAGCUUACUAAAGAUUCAGUGGAGAAGAUUACUAGCAAUUGUCCUUCUCUUGGUAUGCUGAGUCUUAGCAAUUGCAACCCAACUGCUGGCCUUAAUAUUAAUGUUGCUGCAAACUCUGGCCUUCUUCAUUUAGUAGUAAACGAGGAGUUUACUGACAUCCGAAAAGCAACAGAGUUGUGUAUUAGAGCUCCGAAUGUGAAAACAAUAGAAUUUGCGUCAGCCCUGCCUAGAAAAAGCUAUCGGAUAGAUGGAACUCUAGCCUGUUCUGAAGCAAUUUUUAGGCUGGAUAAAAUGCAUCAUAGACUCCAAGCAAUCAGAAUCUUUAGUUCAGGACUUAAGGGCUAUCAUGCAAAGAAUUUUUUGGGGCUUCUCAGAAAACUAGCAACUGCUAAAGUACUUACAGUGAGCAGCUGGUGCAUUCAGGUUCUAUCAAUGGAGGUUUAUAAUUUUAGGGAACCUCUAACCUUUGAGGCCAGUCAUCUCAUCCUAGAGACCGGACUGUGUAGAUGGGAAUUCCAGGGAAUAGCCUACAUGCUUUUGGGUUGUUACAAACUUGAGAAUCUCAAGAUUGUCAUGAGGGAUCCUGCUUACUUGAAUUAUGACUACAUAAAAAAUGUGACAGUCUGUCAAGUUGGUAACCCUGGAGUACAAUUUGACAACAUUUUGCAGCAGCUAGAAACCAUUGAAUUCAAAAACUACGCUGCAACUUACCAAACUUGGGAUGGCAAUGAUUUCAAUGAGUCUCUUUUUUUUGCUGGAUCUGACUUUGGAAGGCUGCUGGUAUGGAAUCUUAAAACAUAUGCAGACAAUCUCAAAAAAGUUGUUUUUUCUACUAGACAGAAGCAUUUUGCAAGUGACCAAUUUCGCAGUAUUGAGCCAUUGUCCACAUUCAAAAAGUUAUAUCAGUGUCACUUGCCAUGUGUCUAUCGAAAUCCUACUGAUAGAUGUCAUCCAGCUCUGAUUGGUGUUGAUUUUCCACCUGAGGAAUGACUCUGAUAGGCGUAAACCUUUGGAAUGAUGCUUUGUACUAUGGGAUCUAGUUCAAACUUUGUGCUUGAGUUUUCUUUAGACUACAGACAAGGGGUGUGAAAUUUUCCACCUGAGGAAUGGCUCUGAAAUUUGAAACUCUAGUUUCGUUAUGUUUUUUUUUUUAAACCCUUUUCUCUUAUUUCCUAAUGUUCCCUUUCGUGUGUACGAAAGAGUGAUAGUAGAGUUCAUUAUCAUAUUUAUUGAAUUACAUGUUCUGGGGCUACCUUGUAUGCUGUUGCAUAGGAGAUGCAAUUUUGUUUUUAAACAAUGUGGCCAUUAGACCAAUGUUAAGGCAUCUAUGGUAAUGACAAUUUUAGAAUCAGUGUUGAAAGUUUAAAUAUAAGUGAUGUAUUUAUUUUUUUA
Messenger RNA from Chenopodium quinoa (quinoa), 3625 nucleotides. Its product is annotated as probable F-box protein At1g60180. The record is from RefSeq and is a predicted model, not a curated record. The transcript has 4 exons. NCBI's taxonomy places the organism in Eukaryota, Viridiplantae, Streptophyta, Magnoliopsida, Caryophyllales, Amaranthaceae. The coding region runs from base 1664 to 3223 and encodes 519 amino acids.